AUAGAAUGGGAUGAGUUCGGUGAAAUUUAUCCCACAAAUCCAAUUGUGAUAUUAUUAGCACCCGGUAUAUCAUUGUACAAAAUUAAAAAGUUAUGUAGAGAAAGAAAUCAAAUUUUCGAAGAUAGAAAAGAAGAAAUAGUCAAAGCUAUCAACAUAAUAAAAAAAACAUACGGCCUCCUUUCAAAUCCAGAUCAAGACAUUGGUUUCUGU
This is a messenger RNA of Dictyostelium purpureum, 210 nucleotides long. RefSeq lists its product as uncharacterized. The transcript has a single exon. The annotation marks the transcript as partial. Lineage: Eukaryota; Evosea; Eumycetozoa; Dictyosteliales; Dictyosteliaceae. The record is from RefSeq and is a predicted model, not a curated record.